Molecule: messenger RNA, 5572 nt
Organism: Notolabrus celidotus (New Zealand spotty)
Lineage: Eukaryota; Metazoa; Chordata; Actinopteri; Labriformes; Labridae
Gene: tbc1d9
Product: TBC1 domain family, member 9 (with GRAM domain)
Exons: 21
Coding region: 667-4500 (1277 amino acids)
Source: RefSeq, a predicted model, not a curated record
CGCGCUCGCUGUACUUUGGUUGCGGCAGCAGCGGCGGCGCUGCAGCUCUGGAGAAGGAGGCGGAGAACAGCAGAGCAGCGCUGUUGAUGGGUUUACAGUCACAAUAUCGUCUUACUGCUUCAGUACUCGAACGGACAUCACAACUGAGAGAGCACACGGACUAGUUACUGUUAGUUUUGAUCGUCUGUUACGCGUUUUGCUCCUCAAACAGCAACGCAGACCUCGGGAACCGACUGGAUCGCACCUGCUGAGGAGCAUGAACAACAAAGCCUGAUCCAGCACUGUGCGGUGCAGCAACAAACUCGAGCCUGUCUGCAAACGAAACAUCCAAGAAAUAUAUGUACAUUCGAAAUCCUCCGUGCUGCACAUAGGACGCUGAUGCUGCAAGAGAAGGUGUCUGUGUGGAAUCUGCUGUAGGACCUCCAUAUUGCAGGCCGAUUCGAGUCCAAUCGUGCCUUGCAGCCUUUAAUUAUCGCAACGCUUGCAUGCGCGUCUGACUUUCGCUUGGUUAUUCAAAACUAGGUGAUAUUUGAAGGGUGGAGGAGGAGAAUACCAGGCCUCCACUCGGGUUUUAAUAAUUUAAUAACCCCUCCAGGCCAGACCAGUUUGAUGGUCGCCAUCUGCAGUCCUGUGUGUUCAAUGUUCCCUUAAAAAAACAGGAGAAACAUGUGGGUCAGUCCCGAAGAUGUGUUACUGGCUGGCGCGUUGUGGAUCACCGAGAGAGCCAAUCCAUAUUUUAUCCUUCAAAAACGGAAGGGCCACGGGGACGGAGGUGGAGGACUGGCGGGUUUGCUGGUUGGGACCCUGGAUGUCGUCUUAGACUCUAGUGCUCGUGUGGCCCCUUACAGGAUCCUGUACCAGACCCCAGACUCUUUAGUUUACUGGACCAUCGCUCAUGGAACCUCCCGUAAAGAGAUCACAGAGCACUGGGAGUGGCUGGAAAACAACCUGCUGCAGACGCUCUCCAUCUUUGAGAACGAGAAUGACAUCACAACCUUUGUCAAAGGAAAAGUCCAGGGCAUCAUCGCAGAGUACAACAAGAACCACGAUGUCAAAGAGGACGACGACACGGACAAGUUCAAGGAGGCCAGUGCCAAGUUUCGUAAGCUGUUUGGGAUGCCCGAGGAGGAGAAGUUGGUCAACUAUUACUCCUGCAGCUACUGGAAGGGCAAAGUGCCACGGCAGGGCUGGCUCUACCUCAGCAUCAACCACCUCUGCUUCUACUCCUACCUACUGGGGAAAGAAGCCAAACUGGUGGUGCGCUGGGCAGACAUCACCCAGCUGGAGAAGAGCGCCACCCUCCUGCUGCCCGACGCGAUCAAAGUGAGCACCCGCGUCAACGAGCACGUCUUCUCUGUCUUCCUCAACAUCAAUGAGACCUUCAAACUGGCCGAGCAGCUGGCCAACAUCGCCAUGCGUCAACUGCUGGACAACAAGGGCUUCGAGCAGGACCGCUCGCUGCCCAAACUCAAGAAGAAGUCUCCAAAGAAGGUGUCUGCUCUCAAGAGGGAUCUGGAUGCGAGAGCAAAGAGUGAGCGUUACAGAGCGCUCUUUCGUCUACCCAAAGAUGAAAAACUGGACGGGCACACAGACUGCACGCUGUGGACCCCCUUUAACAAGAUGCACAUCCUGGGUCAGAUGUUUGUUUCCACAAACUACAUCUGCUUUACGAGCAAGGAAGAGACACUGUGCAGCCUCAUCAUCCCGUUACGAGAGGUUACCAUUGUGGAGAAGGCAGACAGCUCCAAUGUGCUGCCCAGCCCACUCUCCAUCAGCACUAAGAAUCGGAUGACUUUCCUGUUUGCUAAUCUGAAAGAUAGAGACUUCCUGGUCCAGAGGAUUUCUGACUUUCUGCAGCAGACCAGCUCAAAGAUCUACCUGGAGAGGGAACUAACUGGAAGUUUAAACAGCUCAGACGAUGAGGUUUACUCCCAGCAUGGAUCCCAGCUCUCCAGCAGCCCACAGCACAGUUUGGGUUCAGAAAGCGAGCGUACGUUCAACCUGAAUGACAGCAGCGUUCCCACCGCCACACAGGCCCUCAUGACCAUGUACCGCCGGCGCUCACCUGAGGAGUUCAAUCCAAAGCUGGCAAAGGAGUUCCUAAAGGAGCAGGCUUGGAAGAAUCACUUUGCAGAGUAUGGGCAGGGGGUGUGUAUGUACCGCACAGAGAAAACGAAGGAGCUUGUCCUCAAGGGGAUUCCUGAGAGCAUGAGAGGAGAGCUGUGGCUGCUCUUCUCCGGGGCAAUCAAUGAGAUGGCCACCCACCCUGGUUACUAUGAGGAUCUGGUGGAGAAGUCAAUGGGCAAAUACAACCUGGCCACAGAGGAGAUCGAGCGUGACCUGCACCGAUCUCUCCCCGAGCACCCAGCCUUUCAGAAUGAAAUGGGCAUCGCUGCCCUCCGCAGGGUCCUCACAGCAUACGCAUUCAGAAACCCCAACAUCGGAUACUGUCAGGCUAUGAAUAUUGUGACGUCCGUGUUGCUGCUAUACGCCAAAGAGGAGGAGGCAUUUUGGCUACUUGUAGCGCUCUGUGAGAGGAUGCUGCCGGACUAUUACAACACCAGGGUUGUAGGGGCCCUUGUGGAUCAGGGUGUGUUCGAGGAGCUCGCCCGUGAGUACGUUCCUCAGCUGUAUGACUGCAUGCAGGACCUGGGCGUCAUAUCCACCAUCUCCCUCUCCUGGUUCCUCACCCUCUUCCUAUCUGUCAUGCCAUUCGAGAGCGCUGUGGUUGUCGUGGACUGCUUCUUCUACGAUGGCAUCAAGGUCAUUUUUCAGCUGGCGCUCUCUGUGCUGCACGCCAACAUCCACCAGCUGCUUGGCUGCAAGGAUGAUGGAGAGGCCAUGACUGUACUGGGCAGAUACUUGGACAGUGUGACCAAUAAAGACAGCACCCUCCCUCCGAUCCCGCACCUGCACUCCUUGCUGACAGACAAUGGAGAACCACAUCCAGACGUCGACAUCUUCAAACUGAUCCGCAGCUCCUAUGAGAAAUUCGGAUCAAUCCGUGCAGAUGUGAUCGAACAGAUGCGUUUCAAACAGAGACUGAGGGUCAUCCAAACCAUUGAAGACACAACCAAACGCAACGUGGUCAGAACUAUUGUAACAGAGACUGCCUUCAGUAUUGAUGAGUUGGAGGAGCUCUACGUGCUCUUCAAGGCGGAGCACCUGACCAGCUGUUACUGGGGUGGCAGCAGUAACCCCACAGAGCGUCACGACCCCAGUCUGCCUUACCUGGAGCAGUACCGCAUCGACGUGGAGCAGUUUAAAGGCCUCUUCAAUCUGCUGUUCCCUUGGGCCAAUGGAGCCCACACAGACCCAAUCGCCCUGCGCCUCUUCCGCCUACUCGACCAAAAAGGAGGAGCGCUUAUCAACUUCAGAGAGUUCAUCAAUGGCCUGGGCAUUCUGUGUCACGGAGACCUCACUGAGAAGCUGAAGCUCCUCUACAAGAUGCAUGUAAUACCUGAAAUCACCCAUGAACAGGAAGAGCCUGACUCUGCCUUUGAGGCCACUCAGUACUUUUUUGAAGACAUCACUCCAGAAACCUCCAUCGGCAAUGACUCAAAGUGCAGAAGUGAGAGGGACGAUGGCUUUGUCAGAGUUACUUUUAAGACUGAAAAAGUGAAGAAACUGAACACUCCUGAAUAUCGCCAUUACCUGAAGCUGUGGAACCAGGAAACAAAACCUAAACUAGAAAACAUGAAGGACCUCCCAAAGCUCAAUCAGAGCCAGUUCAUUGAGCUUUGUAAGACCCUGUACAGCAUGUUCAGUGAGGAUAUAGCAGAACAGGAGCUCUAUCACGCCACAGCCACAGUCACCAGUCUGCUGCUGGAGAUGGGAGAGGUGGGGAAGCUCUUCUCCUCCUCAUAUGGCAGAAAGGAUCACAACAUGGAGGGAAAAUCAGAGCCGAGUACAUGCAGGAGGGACGCUGCAGAUCCCAAAACUCCCCAGGAGGCCGUGUCUGAAAACACCUUUGUCCCCUCAGGGCUGGAGAACAAGCCGAGCCUUUGUGAGGAUGUAAAAGGGGAUGAGCAGCUGCCACCUAUGCAAGACAUCAAACUGGAGGACUCGUCCCCUAAAGACACGGGCACGUCCUCCGCCAUGCUCAUCUCGGAUGAUGAAACCAAAGAUGACACCUCGAUGUCGUCUUACUCGGUGCUCAGCGCUGGCUCCCAUGAGCUGGAUGAGAAGCUGCAGUGUGAGGACAUCGCAGACGACACGGUGCUGGUGCGCAGCGAGGACGUCCCAGAUGGGGAGAGAAGCAGCCGACCUCGCGGCAGUGAACCUCAGGACCGAGGUCUGCCUCACAGCACCAGCAUCGAUAAAGACUGGGCCAUCACUUUUGAGCAGUUCCUGGCCUCUGUGCUCACCGAACAAGCCCUGGUGCAUUAUUUUGAAAAGCCAGUAGACGUGGCAGCUCGUAUAACCAACGCUAAGAAUGUGCGCAAAGUUGGGCGCCCCCUGCUGUCAACAAGUGACUAUGAAAUCUCGCUCUCCGGCUGAGGUCUUUUUCAAGGAAAUUUACACAAAGACUUUGCUGUUUUAAAGGGAAACAUUAUCAUCAGUCAUUGGUGUGAAAACUUCUAUGAGUUCAGGAAGAGAAUGAAGGUACAAUGUGUAAAAUGUGUGUGUGUAUGAUAGUUGAAUGAAUGUGACCAAAAACUGCUCUUAGCGAUGUAUUUUAUCAGAUGUGAAAGACUUUUAUUAUAACAAUCACUAGAUUCUGUUCAGCUAAGAGGAAACAGAACAAGAAUAUUGAGGUUUGCUCCAAUGAAAUCAGUGUGAACAUGUUGUAGCUGUACUUUAUAAAACAUUAUGCAUAGGUGGUAUUAUUGUAAUCUCUAGUUCUCUUAGGAUAUAUAGAUGUAAAUGUCUACAAAUACAAGACAAACUGAGAUAUCGAUCGUCUAUGUACAGUCACCAAACAUUAUAUCCAGUCAGACUACUGUUUUCUCGCGCUACCAUUCCAUUUGCUGUUAAUCACUUUAAUUUUGUUGUGUCUCUUCAAACUAGAGUGAAAGCUGUGAAAAUUCAACGAAAAGGUGAAUUUUCAUGUUGUAUUGUAUAAACCAAACUGCUCUCGUUUUCACACUCUUACCUUUGACGUCUUUGACAUUCACUUGCCAAAAUAACGCUCAAAAAAUGGCUCUAGUGUGGUUUGUCUUUUGGUUAUAUUUAUGUCUGCAAACGCCAGUCAAAAUGACGAGGACAAAACAGAACUGUUGAAGGUUUGAAGGAAGGUGUGCUACGUCAUAACAAUCACACUAAAAAGUACUGUUCAAUAGAGAGGCUGCACUUUAUGUUUACAACAUAAUGUGAUUCACUAACAUGUGUUUGCUUGCCAUCUACAUAGCUGUUGUUGUUGUUUGCACUCCAAUAAAAAGCACCUGCCUUCUUUUUAAUAUAUUUUACAUUUUUUUAUCUUUUUGCUCUGUACAUUUUUUACACUGCUGUUUUCAAUGUGAAUAUUUUUAUUUUUCAAUGUCCAGGUGUUGUUACUCUGGAUCCUGAUGCAUUCUGUGUAUCACUCCAUCUAAUUAAAGUAACAGUAUGAUUGAUUCAAUGCUGCACAGCA